Amyelois transitella is the source of this 4104-nucleotide messenger RNA. RefSeq names its product ADP-ribosylation factor GTPase-activating protein 3 (gene ArfGAP3). Bases 40 to 1524 code for a protein of 494 amino acids. Gene Ontology annotation, molecular function: GTPase activator activity. The transcript has 12 exons. Lineage: Eukaryota; Metazoa; Arthropoda; Insecta; Lepidoptera; Pyralidae. Gene Ontology annotation, biological process: COPI coating of Golgi vesicle. The record is from RefSeq and is a predicted model, not a curated record.
UGACAGUUCAAAUGACAUUUCAGUGACAACACGUCGAAAAUGGCUGAUUCGGGACCUAAUAAAAGCGAUAUUGAAGCGGUUUUUCAAAGAUUACGAUCAAUUCCAGCCAACAAAGUAUGUUUUGACUGUAACGCAAAGAACCCUACGUGGUCAUCGGUGACGUACGGUGUAUUCAUCUGCCUGGACUGUUCUGCGGUGCACAGGAGUCUAGGUGUGCAUCUCACCUUCGUACGCUCCACGCAACUCGACACCAACUGGACAUGGAAACAGCUAAGGAACAUGCAACUGGGCGGGAAUGUGAACGCUACGCAAUUCUUCCGCACCCACGGCUUGGUGACGGAUGAUGCUCGUCAGAAGUACAGCUCGCGCGUGGCGCAGUUGUACCGCGACAAAUUGAGUGCCAUGUCUGAACAGGCUAUGAAGACAUAUGGCACUAAGCUGCACUUGGACCCGAUGCCGGCCGAGCCUAAAGAGACAAAGGAACCAGAGGUAGACUGGUUUGCCGAGCAUGGAGACUCAUCCAACACUAACACUAAUGAGCUUGCAGUCACCACACAGGCUGCGAGCGCGCCGCUGAGCUCGGAGGCGCGGCUGUGGGGCUCCGGCGGCGACGCGGGCGACGCGCCCAAGCCCGCCAACAUCGGACGGAAGCCCAUCGGCAAGCGAUCAGGGUUGGGAGGUCGCAAGGGCGGGCUGGGCGCGACGAAAGUGGCCGCCAACUUUGAGGACAUCGAGCGGGAAGCCAUCAUGGCGGAGAAACUCAAGAUGGAGGCCAAAGCCCCGGAGAGCCCGGCGACGCUGCAGCAGGUGGAGCGGGAGGUGUCGUCGCUGCGGCUGGCGUACCGGCCGGGGCCCGCGCCCGCCGACGAGCGGCUCGGCAUCGCCGCCGCCACGCGCGCCAACCGGCACACCACCGGAGUUUCCCACAGCGCGGCCUCGGACAUGACCGUCAUCGAGCAGGAGGGCACGCAGCCGCGCUCGCAAAUGACCGACUUGGACGACUUCAACUCCGUGUUCACUAUGAUCAGGAACGAGCCGUACAGCAGCCGCGGCCUGGACUCGCUGCUGGACGACGGGAACCGGGCAAAGCUGGACUCCUCGUGGGAGCACAUCGAGCCCGAGCCCGCGUACACCACGCACCACAUGUUCAGCCCCAGCAGCGCCCCGCCGCCGAGCGCGCGGCCCGCCGCCCGCGCCGCGCCCGCGGGCGACCCGCAGUCGGCGGUGAGCAAGUUCGGCGCGGCGCGCGCCAUCAGCUCGGCGCAGUUCUUCGGCGACGGCGACCGCCGCGACCAGCACGACGCCAACCUGUCGCGGUUCCAGGGUAGCACGAGCAUUUCAUCAGCGGAUUAUUUCGGAGACAACAACUCGAGGUCCCGGCCGCAGCCCGGCUUCACCGUCUCUGCGCCAGACCUUGACGAGGUCAGGGAGUCAGUACGCCUGGGCGUGACCCGCGUGGCGGGGCGGCUGUCUUCGUUGGCCAACGGCGUCGUCUCGUCUAUACAGGAGCGCUACGGAUACUGAUUGCGACCUGCUCUGAAACCACGUAAACCGAGAAGGAAGAAAUCGUGAACUAGUUGAAUCUGCCUCAAACCGGUUUAAACCGGUUGAAUCUAGUGUGACCUGGUUGAGUUUUAUUGUCAGUGCAAUAGGGUUGAAAGUUUACGUGGACACCAGUUUUUUUGAACAGCUGAAUUAUUUUGUAAACAAUAAAAACUAUAACAUGGAAUUAUUGUAAGAUUUUCAUCAUGUGUCUGGAACCGUUAUCUGAUAUCUUUAAAUGAAAAAUUAAGGAGCCUAUUCUGUCAACGAAUGUUUCGAAGAUGAAAGGCUGAAUAAUGUCGGUGCCGAACUAUUGUAUGGCGGAGCAAACGACUGUCGGAGAACUGUUUCAGACUAUAAUUUCCCCGCUAUGAAAGUGUGAAGAGAAAGUUUUUUUCUUUCUACAACCCGAUUAAUGUCAUAUUCAACUAUUUCUUGUAAGAGCUUCCAUUUGUCUUUUGUCUCCUUUCUACACACGGUUCUAAUGAAUGUCUAUAAGCAUUAUUUUUAAUAUUUUCACUUUUUAAUUUGAUCAACUUUCCUUAAUAAUAAGGUAACUGGAUCAUACUUUUUUUGAUGGAAGGCCCCACUUUUACACAAUUGUAGAGUAGUUGCUUUUUAUAACUAACUAUUGCGCGGGAUUUCACUCCCGUGGGAAUUUCCAGAAAAAUCCAGAAAAAGCAUGUAAGCUUAUGUUAUUCUUAAAGGUCUAUUCUAUCUGUGUACCAAAUUUCAUCAAAAUCGGUUCAGUCCUUUUUGAGUUUAUUCGUUACAAACAUACAAUAAAUACAAAUCUGUUUAUUUUUAGUGUGGUAUGACAUCCUUAAAGCUCUGUAAAUAUAAUUAUAACGAUUAUAAACUAUCAGGGAGUGCGGGGUGUAUCAACUUUACAACGCAAUCGAUAAUAAUAAAAUAACGAAUUUAAUAUCAUCUUGAUCUUUAUGUGCAAUGUAGCUUUUUAUAAUAAAGAUGUUCUUAUGAGUCAACUACCAUACCUUUUCUAGUACCUACACACUUCCAUAUAAUUAUUUCUUAAAUGCUGCUGCAUAUCAUUAAUUUUUUUUCAAUCUUUCUCACAAAAAAGCGUUAUCAAUACAUAUAAUAAAACAGUUCAAAUUUGAUAUUCCACUUCUAUUUGAUAUAGACGAGAUUUCCUUAACCUUGGUUUUGUCUAAAAAUAUUUUUUCUAGAAAUGUGUACUGAAUACUAACAUGACCGCACAUGUAUUAUGUAUAUACUAUAAAUAGGAAUAAAAUUUGACUGUAGGUAGGUGUUAAAGAUCACUGUUUGUAUCAUAUCUGCACGUCACGGUUUCUCCUAAACUGUUUUCUUGGUUUCCCUUCGCUAUCGGUAGAAAUCUAGCAGUAAUUUUAUAUCUACAUAGAGGCCGCCCGCGACUUCGUCCGCAUGGAAACCCUAUCAAUCCCGCGGGAACUCUGGGAUAAAAAGUAGCCUAUGUGUUAUUCUGGGUCUUCAGCUACCUACAUACCAAAUUUCAUGGUAAUCGGUUCAGUAGUUUUUGCGUGAAAGAGUAACAAACAUCCAUACAUCCAUACAAACUUUCGCCUUUAUAAUAGUAGUAGGAUUGUCUUACCGUAUGGUUAGUAAAGGAUGGAUAAAUUGGAAUGAUGUUUUUGCUAAAAAUUGGUCGAAAAAUCGAUGACGCAUGAAUUCUGGUCCAAGUAUUUGUAUGAUAUUAUUUGAGAUUUUUAAUUGAAUCGGUCUCUCGCAUUCCUUAAAAUUUAUUUUGAUUGUAAUAAAACCAUGAGCAUUUUUUUUAGAAAUUUAUUUUAUUUUGUGUAACAUAGUUCGUUAAGGUCACGCUGCUUUGGCGUUUUGCAAAAACAUGGCUCAUUUUGCAUUCGUGCGAAAUGGACGAAAUUCUGUAUCUAAUUAAAUAUAAGUAGAUAUAUUUUAUAGUACUGUUGUAAUGUAAGUGCGCCGCGUUUCUCGCGGUCUUUAUUUAUAGUUAUUUUUUUAAAACGUUGGCAAAAUGCGAAUGGAACCGUCAAACCAUUACCUUAGUAAAUACACCUUAUAUAAAAAAAAAACAAUUAUCAUCAUAGAACUGUACUUGGCUUUUCAGUCUUUUCGAGACUGUUGACUCUGUCUACCCCACAAGGGUUAUAGACGUGAUUAUAUGUAUGUAUGUCAUCCUCUACCUUACUCAGAGCAACUAUCAUCUGACCUCGGAAACCCAAGGCUAGACCAAACAAGCCUAGAUUGAUUGUUAUUCUUUAAGCUUAUAUUUUUUUCGUAAGGCGUCUUUUACGACGUCUACGCAAAGAUUUAGUGUUUCUUUUGUAUUCUGAGGGUAACCACACACUCGAAAAAAGUGAAUGUACGAAUUUUGACAAAAGUGAAAUUAGCAUUUGAAAACGACAAGUUGAUGGCUCCAUUCACCCACGGCCAGCAUUAGUACUCGUGUUUUAUUUAUAUCUUUAGAAAAUUAAUUAGUUAAUUGAUGCCCACCAUGGAACAACUCCGUGGAACAAGUUUGUAUAAAAAUAUUGAUACUGUUAGAUCGUAAUUAAUGAUAUGAAUAUACAAAUUAUAUUUGCA